Messenger RNA from Morchella importuna, 558 nucleotides. RefSeq lists its product as uncharacterized. The transcript has a single exon. Lineage: Eukaryota; Fungi; Ascomycota; Pezizomycetes; Pezizales; Morchellaceae. Bases 1 to 558 code for a protein of 185 amino acids. The record is from RefSeq and is a predicted model, not a curated record.
AUGCUCCCGCCCCCCAGCAGCAAAAUGCUCGACCCUACCGUACCCCCCAAGAAUCUCACCCUGGAGGCCCUCCCCACCGCCAUCAGCACCCUCGAGCUCAACACCGCCCACCUUGAGAACGCUCUCUUCACGCAGCAUGAAGCCCUCACGGCCAUAGACGAGACCUCUGCCACCACCGCCGCGCUGAAAGAGCGCGCGACUAUAGCCCUUCGCACCCUUGAGAGCGCCCAGGUCAGAACCCAGGAGCUGUGUAUGAGGCUGGUCGAGAUCGGGCUCAAGCUGGACGAGCUCCCGGAUGGCGCCGAGGAGGUGAUGAGAAGGAGGUUUUUGGUGGUGGACCGCAGCUUGGUGGCGGCGGAUGAAAUGGCAGAGGGGUUGAUGGGUUGGGCGGAUAGGGUCUAUCUUGAUGCAUAUGAGCGCGAGAGGGGGGAGGGGGGCGGGGUCUGGAUGAUACCGGUUGAGGAGGAGGAGGAGGAGGAAGAAGAAGAAGAAGAAGAAGAAGGAACUGAAGAGGAGGAAGAAGAAGAGGAGGCCGUGACUAGCGAUGAGGAGUUUUGA